Molecule: messenger RNA, 604 nt
Organism: Canariomyces notabilis
Lineage: Eukaryota; Fungi; Ascomycota; Sordariomycetes; Sordariales; Chaetomiaceae
Exons: 4
Coding region: 129-413 (94 amino acids)
Source: RefSeq, a predicted model, not a curated record
AGCUCCAAUUCGCGGCGAUUGAUUGGCUUGCACAACCUCGACAACGACGACAUUCGAGGUUCAACAUCGCAUUCUUCUACCGCCGUCACCUAUCCCGCGCUCUUUCCACACCAGUCAGACGACUUACAAUGGGCGGCGGGCGCAAGAUCCCCUAUCCCAAGCACGUCUGGUCGCCGGCCGGUGGUUGGUAUUCGCAGCCGGCCAAUUGGAAGGCCAACACGGCGUUUUUCACAGUCGUCAUCUUCGGCAUCACGGCAAUGGUGUGGAAGCUGAGCGCCGAGUUGGAGUACCGCCACAAGAUGCCCGAGCCCGAUCGAUUCUACCCAAGCAGAUAUUGGAGCAAGCAAAUUAUCGAGUACGAGAAGAAGCAAAAGGAGAAGGCAGCAGAACAGUCGAAUACGGAGGCGUCAUGAUCCGUAUUGCCUAGGCCUUGGGGGGGCUUCUACUUGUACUGUACAUGGAAUGAAAUGGCAUAAACGUUACUUGCCCCAGGAUGUCACCCGGAGCCUCACAUUUUCCUUGACUUAUCGGGCUUGUGCGGAGCGGUUGGACCAACGGAAGGUUAUUUCCCCUUGGCUUUGCCUCUCGGAAUAGUCACCCUGUC